This is a messenger RNA of Protopterus annectens (West African lungfish), 4626 nucleotides long. RefSeq names its product MAM and LDL receptor class A domain containing 1 (gene MALRD1). The coding region runs from base 1 to 4626 and encodes 1541 amino acids. The transcript is spliced from 27 exons. NCBI's taxonomy places the organism in Eukaryota, Metazoa, Chordata, Ceratodontiformes, Protopteridae. Gene Ontology annotation, cellular component: membrane. The record is from RefSeq and is a predicted model, not a curated record. Gene Ontology annotation, molecular function: protein binding.
AUGGUAGACAGUGUAAUGCUUUCUACAUUGGAAAAACAGAGCGUAAACUACAAGAAAGAGUUUACGAACACCAUUCCACCUUCUGGAAACAUCUCAGCAAAUGAGCCUGCAGUACCUCAGUGCACAUCAGGUUUCUUGCCUUGUCAGAAUGGAGAAUGUAUACCAGAAAGCAUGUUUUGUAACUUUGUUCAAAACUGUCCCGAUGGAGAAGAUGAAAUCUUAUGCCCUUCCUACUGCGACUUUGAAACAGAUAGUUGUGGCUGGUCUGAGACUACCAGUGCAGAUGACUUUUACUGGAUGAGAAGCUCAAGGACCAGUCUGCCAUCAGAAUUCCAGAAACAAGCUCCACCUCAGGAUCAUACCAUGAAUACAACUGAGGGUCAUUUCAUGUUUAUUCUGAAAAACAGCACUGAUGGUUCUCAUAUUGCUGAAUUGAAAAGUCCUGAGUUCAGCUACUCUGGAACAAACUGCAUGAUGUCUUUCUGGUUUUACAACUUCGGGCUGUCAGUAGAUACAGCUGAACUGUAUUUAGUUAUUAAUGGAACAGAGAACAAGACUGUCCUUUGGACUGCUUUCUACAAUCAGGGAAACAAAUGGAUACCUGCUCAAAUACAAAUUGGUCGAAUCUCAAGAAGUUUUCAGUUUUCAUUUCGAAAGGACAGCUUAAAUUCCUAUGAUGGUGUUACAGCAAUAGAUGAUGUUUCACUCAAAAACUGUGGUCUUCCUCCAGCUGCAGAAAGUUGUAAUGCCAAAGAUAUGUACUGGUGCAGAGACACAAGAGCAUGCAUCGAUCAGUUGCUACUGUGUGACCUCAUAGAUGAUUGUGGUGAUAACUCUGAUGAAGACAACUGCUCCCAUGAGUUGCAGUGUGACUUUGAAAAUGGCUUCUGCAACUGGAUACAAGACACUAGUGAUGACUUUGACUGGAAAAGAAGUCAUGGACCUUAUCCAUCACUAAGAGAUACUAGACCCAUGAAGGAUCAUACAACAGGAACUGUUGACGGUUUCUACCUGUACAUAGAUACCUCAAAACCCCAGUCAUUUGGAGACAGAGCUAUGCUUAUUAGCCCAACUUUAAAAGCCACAGUGCUGACUAAUGACAGAAACUGUACCUUCCGUUUCUAUUACCACAUGUAUGGAAAACACGUUAACAAGCUAAUUGUCUAUAAGAGAGUCACAAGCAACACAAUGGGACAAGAAAUCUGGCAUAAAGAAGGCAGCCAAGUCAACAUGUGGCUUAGGCAAACAAUCAGCAUCACAAGUUCUGUACCAUUUCAGAUCCUACUGGAAGGUUAUGUAGGGGAUAACAUCAAUGGAGAUAUUGCGAUCGAUGACCUUUCAUUCAUUGACUGUUCCCUAUAUUAUGGAGAACUUCCAACUAUAAUACCAACAACUCCAUCAGAGACAUCCACUCUAGAAACUCUGCCACCUCACAACUGCACAGGAAAUGAAUUUGUUUGUCGGACAAGUGGAGGAUGUAUUAAUGUGAACCAAAAAUGUGAUUUUCGGGAUGACUGCCAAGAUAAAUCAGAUGAAUUCUUCUGUGCUAAAAAAAAUUGUAACUUUGAGGAUGGAAACAUGUGUGGCUGGUUUAAGCCACUGUCAACAUCGAGGACUGCCAAAAAAUUCCAGUGGAGCACAGGGCAAGGCUCAACUAUUAGUCCAGGAGAGGAAGGCCAUCGACCUUCCAAUGAUCACACGAUGAGUACAGUAAAUGGAUGGUACCUGUAUGCAGACAGCUCAAAUGGUAAAUUUGGUAACACUGCUGAUAUCACUACACCAAUGAUUUCUCUUACUGGUCCUAAGUGCAAACUGCUCUUUUGGACUUACAUGCAUGGUGCCACAGUUGGGUCUUUACAGGUAUAUAUUAAAUCUGGGAAUACAACCCUUGAGAUCUGGUCUCAAAGUGGUAGUCAAGGCCCAUUUUGGCAGAAAGGAGAGGUGUUCUUAGGAAUCCAUUCCUCCGUCCAGAUUAUCCUGAGGGCAAAACGUGGUGUGAGUUAUGUUGGAGAUGUAACGGUAGAUGAUAUUGCCUUUGAGGAUUGCUCCCCUCUGCAGCUGACAGAAAAAGCUUGUUCUACUGAUGAAUAUACAUGUGCCAACAAGUACUGCGUCCCUAAAGAUAACUUGUGUGAUUUUGUUAAUGACUGUGGUGACCACUCAGAUGAAAGCCCAUUAAUAUGCAGAGGUUUCUUUGGACGUUGUGACUUUGAAUUUGACUUUUGUUUCUGGCAACAAGGAAAGAAUGAUGACUUUGACUGGGCAUUACGAGCUAGAAAGACUCCAGCCAUUGGUACUUGUCCAACAGCCAAUCACACAUUGCACUCUAACACUGGCCAUUACCUAUUUCUGGAGAGUUCUUUCUCUCAGCUGCCAUUUCAAAUGGCCACAAUUUCUAGCCCUCCUAUAUGUAGAAGAAGUAAAGAUUGCAAGAUAACUUUUUUCUAUCACAUGUUUGGCAAAGGUAUUGGAAACCUUGAACUUUACAUAGUAACAGUGGAAAAUCAGAAAUAUUUGCUCUUCAACCUCAGCCGAAGCCAGGGAAAUUUUUGGCAGAGAAAAGAAAUUCUUCUUCAAAGUAAAGAUGAUUUUAAGGUUGUCUUUUUGGGACAGCUUGGACCUACUGGUAAAGGUGACAUAGCACUUGAUGACAUUUCCUUCAGCAAUGGAUGCAUUCCAUCUUUCUCUUUGUUUCCUGGGGAGGACACAUCAUCCCCUACAGGUUCCUGUCCACAUGGCUACUUGACAUGUCAGAAUGGAAGGUGUUACAGACCAGAACAAAGCUGCGAUUUUGUAAAUGACUGUGGGGAUAACACUGAUGAAAAGGAAUGUGGCACAUCCUGUGAUUUUGAACGUGGGAUGUGUGGAUGGAAGAACUCUCUAGCCGAUAACUUUGACUGGAUACUUGGAGUCGGUUCAUUUCAGAGUUUGAGGCCUACCGUAGACCACACACAUGGGGAUGAAAAUGGUCACUUCUUGUUUCUAGAGGCCACUCCGCUUGGUCUGAAAGGUGACAAAGCUCAUCUGAGAAGCUCCAAGUGGAAGGAAUCUGGCACAUUUUGUACAAUGACCUUUUGGUAUUACAUCACUGCAAAGGUCACAGGACUUAUUCGAGUACUUGUCAAAACUGAGAGAUCCCUCUCUGAGGUAUGGAGCAAGACUGGUAACCAUGGUGAUGAAUGGCAUAUAGCGGAAGUGUCACUCAGACGGCUACGUAAUUUUGAAGUGAUCUUUGAAGGAAUUCGGACACAGGACUUUGGUGGUGGAGCUGCUGUGGAUGACAUUCAUUUCAAAAACUGUGCUCCAGUAGGGGAGCUCCCUGGCCAGUGCCCAGUGGAAUCUGAUUAUUUUUGUCAGAAUAAGAAGUGCAUAGAGUCUGGCUUCAUCUGUGAUUACAAACCUGACUGCGAAGACACAUCUGAUGAAUAUGACUGCGGUCAGUAUUUUAGUAUUCAAGGAAGCUGUAAUUUUGAAUCAGAUUUGGAUACUCCUUGGCCAGUUGCAUGUGGUCUUUCACAGAAUGAUAAUGAUGAUUUUGACUGGUCACUUGGAAACAGUGCACCUAGAGAAGGAACAGGACCAGAUACUGAUCAUACACCAGGUCCAGGAAAAUGGUUUCUGUACAUUAAUUCAGCCAAUCAAAGAAAAGGCAACAUUGCAAUGUUUACUACCACCAAUUCCUUUCCUGCCAGCAUGGGGCUUUGUAGUCUUCGAUUCUGGUUCUACAUGUAUGGCUCCAAUUUGAUGGGAGUUCUAAAGGUAUAUAUAGUGCAGACAAGUGGAUUACACAUUCGAGUUUGGUCUGCAAAUGGAAACUAUGGGAAAGAGUGGAUCUAUGCAAAGGUUUUGCUCUCUAGCACUACUUCAUUUAAGGUGGCAUUUGAAGCUGAAGUUGGUGGCGAUAACCUCACAGAUAUAGCUGUUGAUGACAUCACUUUCACACCAGAAUGUGUGACUGGAGGACCAAUUUUACCUGAACCUAGAACUUGUGAUGCCAACUCCAUUCAGUGCACACUUGUCCAUGAAUGCAUACCUGUGUCAUGGAUGUGUGAUGGAGAAGAAGACUGUGUAGAUGGAACAGACGAAUCCCUGUGUCCUACCAAAAGCCCAGGCACACUUCCACCUCAGGAAUGCUACAACAAAACAGAGUUUCAGUGUUCAGAUGGAACAUGUAUUCCUUCCUUACUUAGAUGUGAUAAAGUUCCAGACUGCCCUGAAGGAGAAGAUGAAAACAGUUGUUCAACAAAAGAUUGCUUCAAUGGAUCUGUGCUUUGUGAAUCGACUGAUGAAUGCAUCCCUGUUUCUCAGCGCUGUGAUGGCAUAGAGGACUGCAGAAAUUUCUUUCCUGAUGAGUCCAGCUGCUCAGGGUGUCCUGAUAACUACUGCAGGCAUGGUGGCACAUGUAUAAUUCAAAAGGCAAUACCUUUUUGUCUAUGUACAGCAGAAUGGAAGGGAAAUCGAUGCCACAUUAAAAUCAAACCACAUCCCAGCCCUACAUCACAUCAGACCAGUGGAUCUGGUUUAGGGGAAAUCUGGGCUGGGCUUGCUGUUGGAUUAGCUCUACUCACCGUUGGACUUGUAUUUGGAAUCUGUUAUCUCUUUAGACAGAAAAUUUGGACAAGGUAA